Aphanomyces astaci is the source of this 655-nucleotide messenger RNA. RefSeq lists its product as hypothetical. The record is from RefSeq and is a predicted model, not a curated record. The coding region runs from base 32 to 583 and encodes 183 amino acids. Lineage: Eukaryota; Oomycota; Saprolegniomycetes; Saprolegniales; Verrucalvaceae. Gene Ontology annotation, biological process: positive regulation of protein sumoylation; positive regulation of hypoxia-inducible factor-1alpha signaling pathway. The transcript is spliced from 3 exons.
GCUUGACCUUUUACUUGUAUCCAGAAAUGCAAUGGACGUCCUGGCGCUGCGCUUAGAUCAUCUCAAAGCGCGAGGAACGUACGUCGCGACGAUCAAGACGUGGCUGCAAGAGACGCAGGUCAAUGGGCGACUCGUGAGUCGUGGUGACCUCCAUCUCUUCGUUGCGGAAGGCCCGACCGAAGCUAUCGAUGCGCUGUUGAUUCAAUUCGAGACAGAGCCUGUCGACACGAAUGCCAGGGGCGAGAGGUGCAUUGACAAGUUCUACGAUGUGGUGGGACGAGAGCCGAGGGAGUCGGCGUUGCUCAAGCCCGGAUUUACAGACAUGCACCUCCUGAACGACACAAUGCUGGAAAAACUGGUGCUCGAAGAAUGGGGGGUGCCCAAGGACUGGCUGACCACCGCGCGGAGCACAUCCCGCACCAAGCGGUUCCUGGCGUGGAAGGAACAAGCCAAGGUCGCGCGCAAGCAGGGCCGCCGGCGCACAGCGCAAGUGCGCGACGAGACCAAACAAAAGCAGAGAGAAGCCAAGCGGCAAAAGACAGAGAGCGCUGCGGAUGACAAGAAGGAAGAUAAAACAACAUAGACAGAAAAAAUGACGAUAUAUUGGAUAUAUUUUAAAUAAUCUAAUCGGGCUAGGAUAUUUAUCGAAUGGUGC